AUGCAAGAAAAUCAACAUGUAUUGCAAGCUUUAAUCGACCCUGGGUCUGAGGUGUCCUUCAUUUCAGAUCCAGUUCACAAUCGACUUAAGUUACCGUUUCAUUCAAUAAACUCGCAAAUAUGUGGUAUUAAUUCAGCUCAUGCUGCUACAGCUCAAAAACUAUGCACCUUCUCACUUCUCAAUGAAGAAAAUCCGUCUAAGCCCAUAACCGGACAAGCUAUCGUUUUAAAACAUUUGACCAAUCAUUUACCAAUUUCAUCUUUCCAACUUACGGAUUUAGGUUCUCUUGAAGGUUUGAAACUUGCAGACCCAACGUUUAAUAAGUCAUCGCAAGUUGAUUUCUUACUAGGUGCUGAUCUUUAUCCUGCCAUUAUACGUCCAGGACUUCUUCAUAUUUCACCUUCACUCAUAGCUCAGAACACACUUUUUGGUUGGGUGUUGUCAGGCCCUCUUCCACACCAUUUCCAUACCUUUACCACCUUCAUAUCUAGUCAGACUGAAAGUGAUAUUUCAUUUGACAUGAAUAAGUUUUGGGAGCUGGAAGAGAUUCGAGAUACAAAGCCUUCUAUUUCUAAUGCAGAUCAGUAUUGCGAAGACUUGUAUAUAAAUACUACGCGAAGAUUACAGGACGGUAGAUAUGUAGUAAAACUACCAUUUAAACCUAAAACAAAUAUAAACAGAGGUCUAGGAUUAUCCAGACAAAUUGCGUUAUAUCAAUUUCUACGUUCAGAAAGGUCUCUUGCCAGUAAUCCAGUUUUGCAAUCAACAUAUUCAGAGGUUAUUUCUGAAUACAUAAGGUUAGGCCAUAUGAAAAAAGUUGAUGCCCAAGAAAGAUUUGAAAAUGGUGUAGUUUCAUCUUACUACCUUCCUCAUCAUGCUGUGAUCAAGCCAGAGAGUGUUUCUACUAAAGUUCGGGUUGUUUUCAACGCAUCCAGUCCCUCUAGCAAUGGAACUAGUUUAAACGACUUGUUACAUGCUGGACCUGUACUUCAACGUGAUCUACUAACUCUCAUACUACGAUAA
Eupeodes corollae is the source of this 1023-nucleotide messenger RNA. RefSeq lists its product as uncharacterized. Lineage: Eukaryota; Metazoa; Arthropoda; Insecta; Diptera; Syrphidae. The record is from RefSeq and is a predicted model, not a curated record. Bases 1 to 1023 code for a protein of 340 amino acids. The transcript has 2 exons.